GUGCCCACUCACACGGGCAGCCGAGGGUGAGCCGAGGUGGACUCCACUGAGCUGAACAGGUGACUGCCUGACAGCCCGCCCACCUGUGUCCAGUCUGCCCCACCCCCCUGCCCCCCCACUCAACGGCUUAAUUUCCCAUAAGGACCCUCUCCGGGCAGCUGUGGGACGGCGGAUGUUCGGUAGAGAGCUGACAGAUCCAGGCACGGUACUACAGUACUGAAGACGGGUUCUAAAGGUGGAGGCACCAGCUAGGCCGAGCCAUGGCAGGGUGGAGACCAGCCUCCCUCCUCCCCCUCCUACUCCUCUUCCUCCUGGGCUUCCUCUUCCUCUCUGAUGCCUCACUGUACCACUCUGGCCAGCGACAGAGGUCCCGUAUGCAGAAGGACAGACGCCAUGUCCGUCCCAACAUCAUCCUCAUCCUCACAGAUGACCAGGAUAUCGAGCUGGGCUCUAUGCUGGCCAUGAAUAAAACAAGGCGUAUAAUGAUGCAGGGUGGCACACACUUCUCCAAUGCCUUCUCCACCACGCCCAUGUGCUGCCCGUCCCGCUCCUCCAUUCUGACUGGGAAAUACGUGCACAACCACCACACCUACACCAACAAUGAGAACUGCUCGUCUCCAUCAUGGCAGGCCCACCAUGAGCCUCACACCUUCGCUGUCCACCUUAAUAACUCAGGCUACAGGACCGCUUUCUUCGGGAAGUAUCUGAAUGAGUACAACGGCUCCUACAUUCCCCCAGGCUGGAGAGAAUGGGUGGCGCUAGUGAAGAACUCUCGUUUUUACAACUACACUCUGUGCAGGAAUGGAGUGCGAGAAAAGCAUGGGAUGGAGUACCCCAAGGACUACCUCACUGACAUCAUCACGAAUGACAGCAUCACCUAUUUCCGGAUGUCUAAGAGACUGUACCCGCACCGACCCGUGAUGAUGGUUCUGAGCCACGUUGCUCCUCAUGGUCCGGAGGAUGCAGCUCCUCAGUACAGCGCUGCCUUCCCAAACGCCUCUCAGCACAUAACUCCCAGCUACAACUACGCCCCCAACCCAGAUAAGCACUGGAUCCUGCGCUACACCGGCCCGAUGAAGCCCGUCCACAUGCAGUUCACCAACCUGCUGCAGAGGCGGAGACUGCAGACGCUGCUCUCGGUGGACGACAGCGUGGAAAAGGUGUAUAACAUGCUGGUGGAGAUGGGCGAACUAGACAACACCUACCUCAUCUACAUGUCUGAUCACGGCUACCACAUUGGCCAGUUCGGUCUGGUUAAAGGAAAGUCCAUGCCCUACGAGUUUGAUAUUCGAGUGCCUUUUUACAUACGAGGACCCAAUGUGGAAGAGGGAGCCAUUAACCCCCACAUCGUUCUCAAUAUUGACUUGGCGCCCACGCUGCUGGACAUGGCUGGACUGGACAUUCCUGUGGACAUGGACGGGAAGUCCAUCCUGAAGCUGCUGGACACUGAUAAGCCGGUCAACAGGUUUCAGUUUAACAAGAAGGGGAAAGUAUGGAGGGACUCGUUCCUGGUAGAGAGAGGGAAGCUCCUGCAUAAACUGUCUGAUGGGAAGGAGGAGACCCAGGAGAACUUUCUGCCCAAGUACCAGCGGGUCCGAGAUCUCUGCCAGAAGGCGGAGUAUCAGACUUCCUGUGAGCAGCCUGGACAGAAGUGGCAGUGUGUCGAGGACAGUUCGGGGAUGCUGAGGUUGUAUAAAUGUAAGGGUAUGGCUGGUCUGUAUGCCCACCGAGCUCAGGGCCUGAUGGCCAGUGCGGGCCAGCGGUACCAGCCCGGAUCUCCUCCUCAGCACUGUGACUGUGAGCUUGUCGGACCUCUGAAGAGGAAGAAGAUGCUCACCAAGAAAAAGCUAAAGCCAAAGAAGAGUCCGUCUCGGAACCGCUGGGCCCGUUCUGUCCCUCACCUGGACAGUAAUGUUUAUACUCUGGAUCUGGAGGAGGGGUACCAACCCAUCUUACCAAAGAACCUUAGUCAGACUCUGGGCAGGAAACAGGCCAGUUACGGGACCAGUGAAGAGUUCAGCGGGAUGGAACCCACAGACAACAGCCUGACGCCACCUGCUGCCCUCAAAGUCACAUACAGGUGCUCCAUACUGAUGAAUGAUACGGUGCAGUGUGAUGGUGGAUUAUAUAAAUCUCUGCAGGCCUGGAAAGAUCACAAACUGCACAUCGAGCAUGAGAUCGAGACGCUACAGACCAAAAUUAAGAACCUGAGAGAGGUUAAAGGUCACCUGAAGAAAGCCAGACCGAAGGAGUGCGAGUGCAGUCCGGAUAUUUACGGGUUUAGGAACAGAGCUCUCUUCAGACUGAAGUCGGGUCAGGUGCAUUCUUUAAGGCUGGCAUCUAAAGAUAAGAAGCAGUGGUUGAUGAAGGAGCAGAAGCGCAGAAAGAAGAUCCGGAAGCUCCUGAAGCGUCUCCGGAACAACGACACCUGCAGCAUGCCCGGCCUCACCUGCUUCACCCACGACAACCAGCACUGGCAGACUGCCCCCUUCUGGACGAUGGGGCCGUUCUGUGCCUGUACCAGCGCCAACAACAACACCUACUGGUGUUUAAGGACCAUCAACGACACCCACAACUUCCUGUUUUGUGAGUUCGCCACAGGAUUCCUGGAGUAUUUUGAUUUGAACACAGACCCUUACCAGCUGAUUAAUGCAGUCAGUACGCUGGACCGUGAUGCUCUGAACCACAUGCAUCUGCAGCUCAUGAACCUGCGCAGCUGUAGAGGAAACAAGCAGUGCAGCCCAGAGACAGGGCCUAAAGAGCGCAACUUCUCCAGUGAUUACAGGCCCCUUCAUCGGAGAAAAAGGCCAAAAGUGAAGAAACCUUCGUCCAAAUCGAUGGGGCAGAUCUGGGAAGGUUGGGUGGGCUAAAUAUGAGCUUCACCCACACAAAGGAACAACACUUGGAAAGGACUGAACCCAGAGAACCUGGAGAACCAGAGAACCCAAGAACCCCCACUUUCACCCUCAAGCACUUGAGCAACAGAUCUAUGGACAGACAUGGAGAUCAUCCAAAAGUCUCAUCUCACAGUGACAAUAUCUCACACUCAUUUUUUCUGUCUCUCUGUCUCUAUUACUCUCUUGCUCUGUGUUUGUAUCACUUACUUUAAUUUUCUGUAUCAUCUGCAAUAACAAGCAGCCAGAACCUUUGGACCGGUUGUUGGAUUUCUUAUCUAAUCUCGCCUGUGGAAACCAAGAUCAAAAGAAAGCUCUUCUGUAUUUCUUUCCCAGAUGGAAGUUUGCCGGGUGCUGGGUGCCAUCUUUUAACUGGGCUGACAGUCUGCCCCACGCUGGAGCUUGUUGUCAACUCAGUGUUGAUUUUUGACAGAUUUGGAACUUACAUUUUUCAGCCCAACCCACCUUCAGUCUUCAUGAUUGAUUUAUUGACUGACUGCAUCCCGUAUCUCCACCUUCUCACACAGAACCGUCCUGCAGAACCUCCAGACCAGUGAUUUUCCAAUAAGCCUAAAUCAUGCGGACACUUUAGGACAUGGUCUGCAUGUACAUAAGCUUGUAGAUUGUAGCAUUACUUCUGAAAUCAGGAGUUAUUAUCUGUCUUUCCAUGCCUCAGAAACUUCUACUCUAAAUUUCUAUGACGCUACACCAUGUAUUGCAAUAUGGCUGUGAGGAUGUCAGAAGAAAAUGAGCAGAGAAUGAAGCCCUGCCCCUUCUGGGUGUGUUCUCUGCUACAGUAUUUGUGUGUGCAGGUUAGUACUGUCCUGUAGCAACUUGGACUCUACCCAACAGACAAGACAAUGACUGCUCACACAGACAGUUGUAAAGCUAACAGCCAGCCUCGGCAGGGUUGGAGCAGGUGAACAGGAGGUGGAGGAAGCAUGGCUGAAUAUGAAGAAUUUGUUUGGGUCUGAGCUGCUGGUGCUCUAGUGCGACCUCUAAUGGCAGAAGUCGCAUAGUGCUACCUUAAACAGUGAUUUAAAGAAAGCUUGCUUUUUUCGUAGAGAAAUGUGUGUGAAGAACCUUUAACAUGUUUUAAAGAGGCACUAAACCCUAAACCAUAUAUAUUUUUUAAUAAUAGCUAAAAUGUGUUCCUAUUAAAGCUCCACUAGGUAGGAUUGAGAUUUUGUGCUCGUGGGUUUCCCCUACAGUUGUAGAGUGUAAUAAAUGUUUCAGGCGGAUUAGUUUUUCUUGUUUUCUGGCUUUCACAGACAUAUUUGGUCUCUUUCCAGCUUCUGCCAGAGUGCCUGUAUGUUAGUUUGUAAAGAAUAAACAAGUAUUCCUUGUAGAACUGUUAGAACUAAAGGUCGGAAAGCAGGUCACAGUUCUCGCGAGCGUUGGUCGUGGCCAGUUGGGAAAACGUACAGAGUCUGGUUUGAGCUCAGAGGAGCUCCGGCACAGACACGAGAGCACUGCUAUUCCUCCUAUUACACCUCAAUGCAGUGAGUUUCAAGCUGUAAUUUUACUUCUUUAAAAAUAUCAAAAAUCAAGGAAAUCCUACCUAGUGCUGCUUUAAGUAGUAAGACAUACCAGUCCUGCUUAAAAUUUUUAGAAACAUAAAAUAAAAAAAAUCUGCCUCUGCAGCACCCUCACAGGUUCAACUAUGCUGUAGGCAAGGAUGAUGUUUCUGUGUACUUUGGUAUGCGGAUACUCACAAUAUGCAAAUCAGUCAAUCUGCAUCUCACUGCUAUCAGAAGCACACUGCUGCUGCUGCAGCUCAGCCAAUCAGCUCUCUGUCUUGCCCUUGCCUUUAAAACUCUAAAUUCAAUUUUGAGCCGAGGGUGGAGUCAGCUAAAAUCUAUGGAAGACCAUUCCCGCCAGCUUUUUAUUAUUAAGUAGACUGCUAUCUCAUUACUUUGAGAUACUUAGCAUUAUUUUGAGAUAUUACGUCAUUUUUUUAAGAUAGCAAGUGUGUUUUUUUAUUGGAAACAAAGUGAUGACUUACUAUCACAAAAUAAUGAGAGUAUCAUAAAAUAAUGACUUACUAUCACAAAAUAAUAAUUUACUAUCACAAAAUAAUGAGAGUAUCUGAAAAUGAUGACUUACUAUCUCAAAAUAAUGACUUAGUAUCUCAAAAUAAUGACUUUCUAUCUUAAAAUAAUGACUUACUUUCUCAAAAUAAUGAGACAGCAGUUUACUUAAUAAUAAAAAUAAAAAAUGUGCUGGUUUAUUUUUUUUUUAGGUGUCGUGAAUGGGCUUUCAUAAAAAUCAGGGUGUUUAGUUACCCUUUAGGAAAUAGACAAAAAGGUUUUUAUCUUAAAGGCUCUUCACACUAUGAAAAUAAAUACUUUUCUUCUGAGGCAUUGCUUAACGAAGCUGUAGAAGCACCUCAUAUGAGAGUUAAGACUCACAGACAGACAGAUAGUGAGAGAGGCUGGUGUUCAGGAGCUCUGGAUCAUCUGAUUCCAGUGUCGAGCAGCGAUUGUGCUGCAAGAGCAUGAUUGAUAAUGUCUGUCAGCAACGGGGACACAGUACGCCUAGAUGAAGUACUUUCCAGGAAAGGGAUUUAGCCCAGUCCUUUUAACUGAAACACAUUCAACUCAUUCAUUCAAACUGCUGUGUAGUCUAAGGCUAGGCUUAAUUCCUGUCUGGAAAAUUCCUCCAAUAGUUUAUGAAUAGUGUAAAGUGUAAACGUUUCUGAGGGCUGCUUGGGUAUAGGAGCAGAUUUAAUUUUACACACUUCAUUCUGUGUAACUGUAUAUAACCCAGCUAUACCAUACUGCUUAUGGAUUAUUAUUAUUAUUACUUUGUGAAUCAUGGUGCUACUGUAAUAAGUGAGACUGGGGGGUUGGUAAAUAUGUACACUACCGUUCAAAAGUUUGGGGUCACUCAAACAAUUUUGUGUUUUCCAUGAAAAGUCACACUUAUUCACCACCAUACGUUGUGAAAUGAAUAGAAAAUAGAGUCAAGACAUUGACAAGGUUAGAAAUAAUGAUUUGUAUUUGAAAUAACAUUGUUUUUACAUCAAACUUUGCUUUCAUCAAAGAAUCCUCCAUUUGCAGCAAUUACAGCAUUGCACACCUUUGGCAUUCUAGCUGUUAAUUUGUUGAGGUAAGCUGGAGAAAUUGCACCCCACGCUUCUAGAAGCAGCUCCCACAAGUUGGAUUGGUUGGAUGGGCACUUCUGGCGUACCAUACGGUCAAGCUGCUCCCACAACAGCUCAAUGGGGUUCAGAUCUGGUGACUGCGCUGGCCACUCCAUUACCAAUAGAAUACCAGCUGCCUGCUUCUGCUGUAAAUAGUUCUUGCACAAUUUGGAGGUGUGUUUAGGGUCAUUGUCCUGUUGUAGGACGAAAUUGGCUCCGAUCAGGCGCUGUCCACUGGGUAUGGCAUGGCGUUGCAAAAUGGAGUGAUAGCCUUCCUUAUUCAGAAUCCCUUUUACCCUGUACAAAUCUCCCACCUUACCAGCACCAAAGCAACCCCAGACCAUCACAUUACCUCCACCAUGCUUAACAGAUGGCGUCAGGCAUUCUUCCAGCAUCUUUUCAUUUGUUCUGCGUCUCACAAACGUUCUUCUUUGUGAUCCAAACACCUCAAACUUGGAUUCAUCCGUCCACAACACUUUUUUCCCAGUCUUCCUCUGUCCAAUUUCUGUGUUAUUUUACCCAUCUUAAUCUUUUUCUUUUAUUAGCCAGUCUCAGAUAUGGCUUUUUCUUUGCCACUCUGCCCUGAAGCCCAGAAUCCCGCAGCCGCCUCUUCACUGUAGAUGUUGACACUGGUGUUUUGCGGGUGCUAUUUAAUGAAGAUGCCAGUUAGGGACCUGUGAGGCGUCUGUUUCUCAAACUAGAGACUCUAAUGUACUUAGCUUCUUGCUUAGUUGUGCAACGCGGCCUCCCACUUCUUUUUCUACUCUGGUUAGAGCCUGUUUGUGCUGUCCUCUGAAGGGAGUAGUACACACCGUUGUAGGAAAUCUUCAAUUUCUUAGCAAUUUCUCGCAUGGAAUAGCCUUCAUUUCUAAGAACAAGAAUAGACUGUCGAGUUUCAGAUGAAAGUUCUCUUUUUCUGGCCAUUUUGAGCGUUUAAUUGACCCCACAAAUGUGAUGCUCCAGAAACUCAAUCUGCUCAAAGGAAGGUCAGUUUCUAGCUUCUGUAAUGAGCUAGACUGUUUUCAGGUGUGUGAACAUGAUUGCACAAGGGUUUUCUAAUCAUCAAUUAGCCUUCUGAGCCAAUGAGCAAACACAUUGUGCCAUUAGAACACUGGAGUGAUAGUUGCUGGAAAUGGGCCUCUAUACACCUAUGUAGAUAUUGCACCAAAACCAGACAUUUGCAGGUAGAAUAGUCAUUUACCACAUUAGCAAUGUACAGAGUGUAUUUGUUUAAAGUUAGGACUAGUUUAAAGUUAUCUUCAUUGAAAAGUACAGUGCUUUUCCUUCAAAAAUAAGGACGUUUCAAUGUGACCCCAAACUUUUGAACGGUAGUGUAUAUGUAUUUGAAUGAAUGAAUGAUAUUUUUAUAGUUUUUGUUUUUUUGACUCUAACCCAGGCCUACAGACCUGUUCACUCAUGUCUCUAUAAACUGACUAAACCACUGUAGGCCUGACCCUGUCCACCAAUUACACAAUUUAAUGUUUGUUUAAAUUUUUGUUCCUGGGUUCUAACUGUUAUAUUUCAACUGCUCACAUAUAAACUUGAUAAAAAACACCAAUAUUCCUCAUGAACUUUGUGAUUUUGUGACAAUAGCCUUUAACACAAAUUAAUCAUGUGACAAAAUUGACAGAGCCUGGUGAUGCAUAAACAGGUUUAUUUAGCGAUAUACCACAGCAACUCUCACUGUUGAGUUCAGAAGGUAGAUUAGAUAGAUAUUUUAUUUGUGCUGAAGUACAUGCUCUCUUUCCCUCUCCCUCUUUCUCUCUCUCUGUCUCUCUCUCUCAUACACAUUUUCUCUUUUUCAUCUGUUGAAGGUGUAAUAUGGAGCUACACUAGUGUUUAUUUUCUCCAUUAAAAACUCUUAGUUAAUGGCAUGAAUUAGUACAUUACAAUAUUCUACAAUAUUCUGAAAAAUCUUCGAAACUACCCAGAGAUAUUGUAAAACCACACUACACCACUAUUACUAUCCCCUUCCCAAACAUACAAUUACAUACCAGCAUAUUUAAAAAAAAAAAUCACAAGUUUAUCCAUGAUUUAGUCACAGAAUAUUGUUGUGAUUAAUACAAUUAUUGUUUUAAGGGACUGGCACCAAUAAUACAAAUUUAAGUGUUUCUAAACCCAAUUAUCUUGUUCAAAAUUCAAAAUGAAAUAUCUAUUAGCAAAAGCUUAGUCUUAAAGAAGAAAAAGUGUGAUUAAUCCUGAUCCAUUUGAUUAAUAUUUGUAAUCGAUUAACACGACUAUAUAAACCCAUGAAAUUUGA
Molecule: messenger RNA, 8299 nt
Organism: Astyanax mexicanus (Mexican tetra)
Lineage: Eukaryota; Metazoa; Chordata; Actinopteri; Characiformes; Acestrorhamphidae
Gene: sulf2a
Product: sulfatase 2a
Exons: 21
Coding region: 261-2870 (869 amino acids)
Cellular component (GO): Golgi apparatus; cell surface; plasma membrane
Molecular function (GO): glycosaminoglycan binding; N-acetylglucosamine-6-sulfatase activity; calcium ion binding
Source: RefSeq, a predicted model, not a curated record